Molecule: messenger RNA, 1363 nt
Organism: Antechinus flavipes (yellow-footed antechinus)
Lineage: Eukaryota; Metazoa; Chordata; Mammalia; Dasyuromorphia; Dasyuridae
Gene: CAPZA3
Product: capping actin protein of muscle Z-line subunit alpha 3
Exons: 3
Coding region: 115-1017 (300 amino acids)
Biological process (GO): actin cytoskeleton organization; barbed-end actin filament capping
Cellular component (GO): F-actin capping protein complex; actin cortical patch
Molecular function (GO): actin filament binding
Source: RefSeq, a predicted model, not a curated record
UAAAAACUUCUUGAACAUUUAACAUGUCAAUUGGGAAGAUAUCCCUUAUAAUGUUCUCUUAUUCUUUUGCUCAUACUUAAUUUCAUUAUCUUCACUUUCCCUGCAAGAAAAACAAUGAAGAACCUUCGCUAUGAAGUGAGUAAGAAAAACAAAGAAAAGGCCAUUCAAAAUUUGCUAACACAAGCCCCUCCAGGAGAAUUUAUAAACAGUUUUGAUGACCUUUCUCUGCUGGUUCAAGAUGAAAAAUUAAUGCGACGACAUGGAGAAUGGGCAGGUAACAAAUAUUGCAAAAAAUAUUUUGUACCACUCAACAUAGAUGGACAUCAAGUGCUACUUGCUCAUCACAACGAACUGGGUGAUCAGCGCUUUUUUGACUCUCAUACCAGACUUUCUUUCAAAUUUGAUGUUCUUGAAAAUCAGUUGAAAGACAUUGAAAGUCAUGGUGUUUUACGCAAUGAAGCAGAAUGUCUGAGAAUGGUGGUAUCUUAUGCUUUAAAAAUCUAUGUGAGUAAACACUUUCCAUCAGGAAAUUGCAAUGUACUUAGGAAAACCAUAAAAAAUAAAGAAUUCUUAAUAGCCUGCAUAGAAGAUCAUCAUUACAAAGCUUCAGAUUACUGGAAUGGCCUUUGGAAAUCAAAAUGGAUUUUUUCAAUAACUCCAUUUCUCACCCAAGUAGUAGGGUCAAUUUAUGUGAAAGCACACUUCUUUAAACAAGUCAACUUUCAUCUUGAUAUCAGCAAGGAUGUAGAAGACUGCUUGGAUGUGGUUAAUCAAGCUCAGCUGGCUUUAGGUUUUGCCAAGUUUGUAGAAGAGCAAGAAAACAAAUUCCAAACUGCAAUCAUAGAAGAAUUCCAGGAGCUAGCAAUUUCAUUGAAAAAAAUUUUAAGAAGAGAUCUCCCAGUGACCCGUACUUAUAUUGAUUGGCAGAGAAUAGUAAAUGAUAUGAAGUUGGUGAUGUAUCCUACCCUUGGAUAUGUCAAUUAUUCAAAAAAUGCAUUAUGCCACUGGAUCACAUAAAGGAUUUGUUCCUGGAGAUGGGCUGUUCUUGAUUGGGUCAUUGUAAAAGGAGAGUGCUGUUCUGUUUUGCUUUUUUUAUUUUUUUUCUCGAAAAGAGUCAGAACUGAGAGGAACUUCAGCAGUCAUCUUGUACAGCCUAAAUAUGAACAGGUCCUAUUGAUCAACCAAUAAACAUUAAGUACUCACUAUGUGCCAGACACUGUGAUUCCUCAUAGAUAAAAGUUAAAACACAAAAAGAGUCAAGAAGACACAUUAGAGACAACCAAGUUAAUCUCUCCCAAACAAUUUUAAAAUACGGCAAAUAAAAUUUUGGAACAUCCGGGCCAAUAAAAAGGUGAAGAUGAGA